Molecule: messenger RNA, 1428 nt
Organism: Phycomyces blakesleeanus NRRL 1555(-)
Lineage: Eukaryota; Fungi; Mucoromycota; Mucoromycetes; Mucorales; Phycomycetaceae
Exons: 12
Coding region: 1-1428 (475 amino acids)
Biological process (GO): mitochondrial respiratory chain complex III assembly; protein insertion into mitochondrial inner membrane from matrix
Cellular component (GO): mitochondrial inner membrane
Molecular function (GO): ATP binding; ATP hydrolysis activity
Source: RefSeq, a predicted model, not a curated record
AUGUCUUUUAUCGGCAGGAGAGGCAUUAUAGGGCCCGCGUAUCUUUCAUUGGGUACACAAAAUAGCUAUGGCUACUCACGUUCACUUUCAACAUUACCUGACAGUGAGCCAUCAGGUACCAUUGGUAAAUUGGUUGCCAUUGUAGCAGAAAGGCUAGGCGUGGGCGAAAUGGCCACUAAUGGUCUUCAGCUUGCGGUUAUUGGAGGUGCUUUGGCGGGUGCUCGAUAUUUUGGUGGAUUUUUGGUGGACUUUCUCAAAAAACGUGUGGUUGUUACGGCUAGCUUUGAUAGUCGCGACGAAUCUUAUAGUUGGGUUCUCAAUUGGUUGAACGAGCAUCCAUACAGUCAGCGUACCACCCAGUUUUCUGUCAGUACAUCUAUUACAUCAUCAGGAAGCUCUUCACUAGGAGAAGAUCGGGAUAAGAGGUUCCCGCCUGUCUACUUUUUGCCUGCUCCCGGCAUCCAUCUGCUCAUGUAUAAUAAUAGACUGUUAUGGCUUAAUAGAGAACUAUCUCAAAACUCUGCGGCGGCUGUAACAAAGUCAUCUCUUGAAAGAAUUCACAUUAGUACGUUUGGUCGAUCCAGAGAUGUUCUACAGCAGCUUGUACUUGAUGCCCAACAAAAGUUUAUUGAUAGAGAUCUUAGUCGUACAGUAGUCUUUGCUGCGGAUGGUUAUGGUAAUUGGCGCCGAACACGAUCAAGACCCAAGAGACCCCUUAGUACAAUUGUUAUUCCUCCAUGUCUCAAAACACAGUUGGUAUCAGAUGCCAAGGAAUUCUUAGUAUCAGAAAAAUGGUAUAGUGAUCGAGGAAUUCCUUAUCGUCGAGGAUAUCUUUUGUAUGGAACACCUGGCUCAGGCAAGACAAGCUUCGUGUAUUCGCUUGCUGGUGAACUUGGGCUUAAUAUAUAUGUGGUAAGCUUGAGUAACAAAGGUUUGACCGAUGACACACUUGGUGAACUAGUGUCUGAUGUAGAUGCUGCAUUUGUUCAUCGUAACAGAGCCGAUGGAAGUGGCACCAAUAGCGUGACCUUUUCAGGUCUCUUGAAUGCAAUUGACGGUGUGGCAGCACAAGAAGGAAGAAUUCUUUGCAUGACUACAAACCAUAAAGAAAAACUAGAUCCUGCAUUGAUCAGACCAGGUCGCAUCGACGUUAGAGUUCAUUUUGAGAACGCGACUCAAGAACAGGCUCGUGAAUUGUUUACAAAGUUUUACCCUGGCUUAACAGAGACCGAAAGUCGGGAACUGUCAGAAACAUUUGCUGCUCGUAUUCCGAAUCUGAAGUUCAGUAUGGCUCAUCUCCAAGGGUUUUUGAUGGGACACAAGGGUCUUCCUAUCAGAGCGGUUGAUGAGGUUGAUUCCUGGGUGGAAUCCCACAAAGAUGGCCCUCCCAAAGAUACGUCUUCUGAAAAUGAACCGCUUGACGCUUGA